UUCAAUGGGUCGAGUUAGAAAUCACUUUAAGCGCAGUUUAAAGCUGAUUCAAGGAAAUGUAUUUUGGAAUGUUUUCAUGUUUCAGUUGCUUUGCGCUUCUCGUGAAAUGAAGACAUUAUUCGCUUGGAUCCCAUGGGUGGCUUUGCUCAUAAGCCACGUAGGUGGUUACCGGUUUCUAGAGGAAUCCUGUUCAGCUCCGAAACAAUACCAAUCACAAAACGAGACUCUGCAACAAUAUGCUACUUGGAUGGCAUAUAUUAGAAAUGCAACUCACUACAUAUGUACCGGAACGCUGAUUAAUAAAGAUUUUGUUUUGACUACUGCUGAUUGCGUACAAGGUCAUGACGAACUAUUUAUUGGCUUGGGAGCAUAUAAAAAAACAGAGCCCGCUCAGAUGCACGGGGUCAGUCAUAGCGUAGUGCACAGUUUGGACUAUAGUGGAAGUCUCCAGAACAAUAUAGGCCUCCUAAAGCUGUCGAACAGCGUUGACUAUAAUGAACGUAUCCAACCAAUUUGCAUUAAUUUGGAUAAGAAUUGGCAAAUAGCCAAAGAUUUAAAAACCUUUGGCUGGAGACCAAAGAAUAACAAACUUCAUGCCAUUGCCCUAAUCCUUUCCAAGCAGUGCCAAUUAAAUUUGAAUGCCGAUUCCGAUCCGAAAAACAUUUGUGCAGUUGCGAAAUCGAGAAGAGCCUCUUGCCAUCUGGAAUCCGGUGCUCCCUUAACCUCUGUUGUCAACGAUCAAUCGAAUGUUGUUCGCGAAGUGCAAAUUGGCAUUCUAAAAAAUGCAAAAAUAAAUUGUAAUGACCAGUUCGCUUAUAUAGAUCUAUCAAGCUAUGUUGAGUGGAUUGAGGCAACUGUGAAGAGAUUUGAUAUCAAGAACCAUCCAAGAAUCCCCCCACAACAACCAAUAGUGCCCAAAGAGCCCAAUAUUGAAUUGAAUCAGGGGAGAUGGUUGUAUGAAAAAUGCCAAGGCUAUACCUUGUCAUCAAAACUACAUGCUCGCAUCUAUGGACCAAAUUUCAGCGGCCAGGGUUGGUUUAUCACAGAUAGAUUUAUCAUCACCAAUGCCUAUAAGUUACCAGAUAAUGCUGUCUCUCUAGAUGUGGGCCUGGUAGGAACCCUUAGACGUUAUGACGAAUUCCGAGUUGUUGCCGUGUUUAAGCACCCACAAUUUUCUGAUGAUUUCAAAAAUGAUUUAGCAUUGCUCAAAGUUAAUAAGCAGGCGAGCAUAGACAAUAUGACGCCUAUUUGUAUGCCUGCGAGUACAAAUUAUGAGCCGCAGGAAGAGUCUAGCUUAAUCACAUUUGAUCAUGUGCAAACUGAAGAUCGCAUGACUAUAUAUCCAAAACCCGCUUCAGUCGAGAACUCUCGUGACUGCUCUUACAGAAUCCAAAACGGAGUUCAACCGAACCAAAUUUGUGUGGAAGUUCCUUCUAGAGUGAGUCGGAAUUAUGGCAAAAGUGGCGACGUAUUGGCAAAGAAGAUUAUGUUUAUGGGACAAGAAAGGCUAGUCCUGGUUGGUAUUAACAGUUAUUCAACUAGCGGCGUGCAAGUUUUCACCAAUAUUACGAGUCAUACCGACUGGAUAGUCAACACUGUUAGCUUUAAUUAAUUUUAGUUAAUGGUAGUUACCAAUUUUAAAGAAAUAAAUAUUCUUAACCAGCAA
Molecule: messenger RNA, 1666 nt
Organism: Drosophila eugracilis
Lineage: Eukaryota; Metazoa; Arthropoda; Insecta; Diptera; Drosophilidae
Exons: 8
Coding region: 5-1612 (535 amino acids)
Biological process (GO): proteolysis
Molecular function (GO): serine-type endopeptidase activity
Source: RefSeq, a predicted model, not a curated record